Messenger RNA from Ceratitis capitata (Mediterranean fruit fly), 514 nucleotides. RefSeq lists its product as uncharacterized. Gene Ontology annotation, molecular function: protein binding. The record is from RefSeq and is a predicted model, not a curated record. NCBI's taxonomy places the organism in Eukaryota, Metazoa, Arthropoda, Insecta, Diptera, Tephritidae. The coding region runs from base 22 to 378 and encodes 118 amino acids. The transcript has 2 exons.
AAUAGUGUUUUAAGAACGAAGAUGCGCCUACUACUACUCCUGGCGCUUUUAGCCGUUGCAGUGCCUUCCUUACAACAAACAACCAACUCGACCACAACCACAGCCACGACAACUACCUCAAUAACGAGUACAUCUACCAUUGCUUCCACGCUGAGUUGCUUAACACGUUGUCCACGUGUUUAUAGACCGGUCUGUGCAAGUUAUAAUGGCGGACGCCGCACUUAUGCGAAUAUUUGCUUAAUGCACGCGGCUAGACGUUGUGCGCGCCGAAGACGUGAACAAGGCAUACUCAAUAUACAUUUGCUAUUUAGGGGCACUUGUCGUUCGCGUGACAGAAGAAGAAGGAGGCGUACGACAAGACGUGGUCUCAGGACCUGACCAAAUCUUCGCAAAUUAGCAGCGAGCAGACCUGCUUUGUAAGGGCCCAAGUGAAAGUGGUUGACGGAAUGUGUUAAUUAAUAGAAUAUUCACAAAUAAACAAUUUUCCAAUAAUAAAAAUUCGAAUAAAAAAUUU